GGCGUCACACUUUUCCUGCAUGGCGCCGCCAAUACACCGCCAACAAGGUUGGGUUGGCUGGCGGCACUUGGCCAUCCUGCUAUGGACUCUUCUAGUACAUGACGCAUACGCACAGACAAGCUACUCCCCCGGCCGAGCCGAUACUCGAGUGGAGCAGCUGAACCUCAACAACUCGUUUUCUUGUUCGGGGGGUCCAACCCUCUGUCCCGACGCUGGUACAUUCAAAUACGCAGGGGGCAACCUCACGCUCACCAUUGUGGAAAUGCGCAACUUGCCGCAGCUGGACUCGUUUGGCCCGUUCUCCCUAACCACGGAUGCCUUCAUUCGAGCAACGUUCGGGGUGGACAUUCUGUCGUCGGAUCCGCUAUUAAACAGCUUGAAUCCGGUGUGGCCACCUUGCGUACAGCGUGGUUGCCAGGGCAAAACAGACAUCAAGCGUGACCUCGCCUUUGGCUACCGCACGUCUGGAACGCCGUUUCUGGUCGAAGUGUUUGAUUAUGACGACGGCAUGGAAUUCGGAAACGAUUUCAUCGCGGCGCUGACGGUGCACGUGAUCUAUUGCUCGGCAUUCUCCAGCAUCGUGCAGUUCACCCCCAACGCGGGCGAGGACUCGUCGUUUGCGAUGCCGAAGCAGCCCGUAUGCGUGGAAGAGGUGUGGCUUCCACUCGCCGCCGGCGUAUGCAUCGACGCCAGCGGCAACUUCACGGACGUUCCGUGCAUGCGACUUCGUCAAACCGUGGUGCCGUUUCAGGUCAAAGUCGAGGAAACGUUCGUGACAAGUGCCCGCGUGGCAGGAGGUAUGGGGGGCUUUUAUCCCGAUGUUCCGGUGAGUUUGUACACGAGUGUGUACGGCCGGGUGUGGACUCCGGGUGACCAACGGUUGCAAAACUACUACAAAAUGUCCAAGUCCCAGGGGGGAAUCCUUGUACGGCCAGACAACACGCGAGGGAUGAACAACAACCCCGGCAAUCAAUCGUUGAUCCCAAUCUACGGCUUUGCGCCGUUUGCACGGGUGACGAUGAACUUUGACGCUGAAAUGUACGUGUUUCGACGACAGACUGACAUUGAAACAGACACACUAUUGGGGCCCCUGGAGUGGCUGGACCCCACCCUGGGAUGGGUGAAACAACAAGAGUCGGCGCAAGUGGUGAACGUGGCCGAAGACUUCGACGCCGUCUCGAGAAACUUCACCGCGCACCCCGUCAACAAGUACGGCGACGCAUUAGGCAACGGCAUCAUCCUUGGCGUUAACAUCCGACAAGAUAACCCCGACGUGACGCUGUCCAUGUACUUUGCAGUGCUCGUGCCCAAAGUCCCAGGCCUUGGCACGCCCCCUGUGUACUCGAAAGAGUUUAGUCGGGGUGCGUUUUUCCUCUCGGCAUUGCAAUUUGGGCCGUCCGUGGUUGUUUUGUUGUACAUGAGUGUUCAGUAUUGCCGUAAGAUGCACUGCCGACUCGACCGCGUGCAGUCGUACUUGGCAGGCAUUGCGCUUCAACAUCACCAGCAGGAUACUGACGACAAUGCAAAAGGAGCCUCAACAGUCAUGACAACCACUACACCUCCGUCGGUGUCGGUUCCAGCAGCGACCGCAAAGCCCAAACCCACCAAGACUACCAAAACCAAACCGUUGCCAGUCGUGGCCAUGCUCUUUCUCUGCUACGACAAGUCGCCCCACAACGAGGACUAUCGCAGACACAUGUAUUACGCUACGAUGGCCGUCAACGUGUGCGUGUUGGCCCCCUUCUGCAUCUUGAUCACAUGGGGGGCCACCGCCGUGUCCACUGUGACCCCCCCCGCGGUGGGGUUUUUCCUCAUCUUUAUCGGGGGCGGGGGACUGGUCGGGGUCUACGCGUGCGUCAAAUGGCAGCGCUUGGGGUGGCGCAUGACGCGAGAGAUCAUGUCGUGCAUGGCUGCAGCGUGCAUUUGCGGCUUCUUGUUUCUCUUUUGCUCCAUAUUUGCCGACCCGCGAGUGUUUUAUGGCGGCACGCCGAUCGAGUUUUUCAGUCUCACGGCAUUCUCGCUCACCCUCAACAUGCUGCCUAUGAUUUGGCUGACGUUUACCAACGACAAGAAGAUCAUGAAAUCGUUGGCCCAAGUGUUGGCGGUGGUCACCGUGGGCAAAAAGGUCGGCUUGCUCAAGAAGAAGUUCAAGAGCCUCGGUACCGUCGGGCUCAAGUUGGCCACGGCCACGGAAUCCCUCCGCCACGAGCGCGGCAUCAAGCCCGUGUCGCCGUUCGACGCCCUUCUCGGCCCAUACUAUUCCGUUGUGCGCACCAUUCCCGGGUUUGCCCUGGCGGAUAUUCUGCAAUCUGCGUUUGUCAACGACAAACCCACCAAAGCCAACCGGCGCCUGUACCUCACCGCGUUGGCCAUAUUGGUCAUAUAUGCGAUUGUCGGCUACGUUCGCAGCGAUUACCCGACCCAAGGUAUUGGCAUCCUAGUGACGAUUCUUCUCUUGGAUGCAACUCUGGCGCUGGUCCUUCGAGGCCACUUGACGUGGUCGGCAGGGUACAUUUCAUUGCUCAUGGGCUUGACUCGGGUGAGUUUGGUGGCCACCUGCGGUCGGUACUGGCUAUUGGGGCAAACGAUGUCGUUUGCCAUUUUCGGCAUCGCCCUGUGUCGAGAAAUCGUCGGCCGCAACCUUCCGCGCAUGAGCUCCCAAGAAGCGGGCGGCAUUACGUUUUUCGGACACGAAUACCAGCACGAAAAGCAGUUGGAUUUGAGCGCGACGCCGGAAUUUGGGCUUGGGUUUCUGUCGUUUUUUUUUCUCUUCUUGCUUGUGGCCGUGGCGUUCACGACUGACAGCGCUACGGGGGUGAAAUUGCCCAUGUUUGGCCAAUUCUGGCCGUUGUGGGUUUUCGGGGUGCUCAGCUUUGUGAUUGUGCUCUUCACCGGCAUCGCGCUCGCGAGCUCCCGGGCGUUCUUUCUCAUGAAGCAGCGCCUGCUGGGGGAAUAUGCCGCGCAAGUGUACUUGUACAAGCCUGGCUUUCGGCUCCCGUUUAUUCUGGCGGCUGCGUCCGAGCUCAUGGUCGUGAUGUCUGGCUUGUUCCUGUGGGCAGCCACCAAGUCGACGUUCAUCUUCUUGUUGUCCAUCUUCUCGCCCAUCCUGCUCAUGUUGUCCACGGUGGUGUUCGUGCAGUGGCGCAAGAACGAUCACCGGCUUGUGAUAUGGCCACCCGAAGACGAGGACGACGAAGUGGAUGAUGAAGAAUUUGACGAAGAGGCUGAAUUUGCCAAGGAAGCCGACGCCAUGCGAAACACAUUUGUCCUGCCAUCGCUACGAGGGGGGCAGCUGUCGGACGACGCGUCCAACGAGUUCAAAAUGCCCCCCCUGCCGGUCCUCAAAGGCGGGGGAGCGCUUCUGGGGCUUGGGGGCGGGGCCGCGUCGGUGCUGCAGCUGGCUGGUAAAGCGAAACAGCAUCCAAAAAAUACUAUCGAAGACGAUGCAGACGAUGCUAUGGAAGCUGCUGCAAACGAAGCCAACGACGUUGAGAAACAACAGAAAAGUGAUACGAUGCUGGAUUUGGAGGCUGGAGAUGCUCCCGUAGAUCCUACGGGUCCAGGAGACGCCAAUGUAGACGCGGCGGCAAGUCCCCCACCUGCAGAAGGGGGGACCACCACCACCCCUACGCCGCAGAAAACUAAAAGCACGUGGCGUGAACGGCUGCGACAAUGGAUGGACAGGAUCAACUGUCGCCGUCGAGGGGGAAAGUACCAGCAAGUAACCUCGCCCCGAGACAUCCCACCAGCAGAAAUCGAUUUUGAGAAAAUGACGUUGUACCAAGCAUUUCGGCAAGGCUACCUCUUGCAGGAAGACUAUUUGACUCUGGGAUCGUUUGCUGGUCUCUUGGCUUGUUUGUUUGUGUUUGGUGUGUUAGCGUCGUUCACGGAGGCUCCUGGAUGGUUUGGCCACUUGCUGUGGGUGGCCGCCUUUGUGCUCAUCUUUUCCGUGUCCCCCGUGUUCAAAUGGUUUCACGUCCUGGACAUUACGUCGGACAUCCGCCAGAGCGUGCUUUUCAGCACGUCUUUGGCGUGGAUCAUGGGGCUGUACCUAUUCUUUGUCGUACAAGACAUGCACUUGUACGACGUGCAGUCUCUUUGGAUCUUUACCGUGCUGGUGUUUUAUCCCCUCGGUUUGCUGCUCAUCGUGGCCCUGUGUAAAUGGCGCGACGACAACUGGGUCUUUUCCAACUUUAUCAGGCAAGCGUUCUUGGUUCUGUCUGUGGUCCUCCCCUUCUUUUUGUUUGAAAUGUACAUUUGGGUCAGUGUUCCCGUCGGGGGGGGGUUCACCUUCGUCGUGUUCACGGCGUACACGACCAUCUACUUCUUGCGCCAGUGGGUGCUCAACGACUACUACCUCGCGCCUCGGUACCAAACGAUCGCCAACCAAAUCAUCGUUACGUGUGCGGUGGGGUUUGUCACCCUCGCUGUGCUGUUUGGGGUCAACAUCUUCUUUUGCUUUUCCAUCGCGAUGAUUGUCCUCUUACUCAAAUUUGUCAUCAACAUCGUCGCGAUUCGCAUGUCUCGCGAGCCGGACGCAGUGGUGUUCUACUCGCCGUACGUGUUUCCUGUGUUUUCAUACAACGCUGCAACCAACAACGUCACGGAUGAAAACAGCGAAACCAUGAACGUGUACCACGCCCUGCUCACGGCGUUCGUCUGGGGUUGCAUCGGGGUCAUGUUCUUUGACCCGCUUGGGUUUGGCAUUGGCUUGUCGUCGUUUGCGCUGCUGGCGUUCAUCGGAUACACGGCCAACUUGUGCUCGGUCACCCCCGUGCGCAUGGGCAUUGCGGCCAAGUACGUGAAUGAGAGCAUCUUGCACGAAGCCAGCGCCGUGGCCAAGGGAGUGUUUGACGAUCGACGCCAGCCAUUGAUCCUCGAGUCGGCGGAAUUCGUGGAUCGCGAACGCCGAGAGAAAGAAGCCGAGCUAGAGUACCAGCGACUGUCGUACGGGAAGCGCAAAUCUGCAGUGGACGUGGCAGCCCUCGAGGACAUUGGCCGCGUCGUGGCGACUCCGCCGCGCAAGUCGGCGGCGGACACGGCGCUGGAAAUUGACGACGCCAUCUGGCAGUGUUCGAACCGUCUGCUGGACGACGGGUCGACUGGCAAACGAAGGGAUGCCUUGUUUACGUAUGCCGACAUUGUACGAGACAUGCUCCAGCACGGACGAGGGCCGUUUGGGUACGUGGGGCUGUUUGGUUUUGGCUUCAAGGCGCUGGUUAAAGUAAAAAAUCAUCGAGUGACGCAGCUGGUGCAGCGCAUGGUGAUGAAGAAAGGACAGGAACUCCAUACUGCGGCGGCGAAUUCCAAGAUGCUUCAACACGCAAAAUCGUCGGUGGUCGCGACGACAGCCAAGCUCAACAAGACUAUCAAAGCUACUGCUAGCGCGAAGACCAAGGAGGUCGAGCCACCGCAACCCACCAGUCCUGGUACAAACACCAACAAUCCAAGCGGCAACCUCAGCAACAUCGACGUCGACAUGGACCCUGAAAGUGGCAAUGCUGUGGGGAUUGGUGGCGACAGCCUGCCUCUGAUUGUAGCUCCCUCAGCCCCAGUGCACGUCAUCGAAGAAUCCUACGAGUUUGUCGACUCGCUGGGCCACUUGCACGGGUUGCCAGCCAAAGACGCCACUCUCGACUUGGAAUUCUUUGAAGAAACUCGAUGCAUCAUCCAUUUCCAGCUCAUGCUGUUGAACGCCGCAGACGCCCGACUGUCGCGCGAGCGCGUCUUGUUUCAAAAGUUUUUGCGGGAGAACCGGUUCAAACUCAUGUCCAACGGCAUCAACCCACCGGCGGACAUCUUCAAAACGUCGUCGCAUGCAUCGAUUGACAUUCCACUCGUGGCCACAUGGCUCAUCUCCCUCACCCGCGAAGAACGCCAGCGAUUCCAUGCCCUCAAAGCGGCCUUCAGCGUCGAAAUGGAUCGCAAGGACGCGAUCGUGGACGCCGAAGACUCGGCCAGCGUCGCCCACCAAUCCGAAGUGCGAGCGUAUUGGAAAACGCGAGAAAGCGACAUGUGCCGCAAAAUGUACGAGGAAAGCGUGGCGAGACGUGUUCGCCGCGAACAGGAAGGCAUCGCCGUGGAUGAAUCCGUACUGGAAGCUGUGACCAACGCGCAUGAGGCCAUCUCGGAGAUUGAAUCCGGCUACGCGUGCAACGUUGGCCAGUACGGCCGGUCGCUGCAGUUUGUCGACCCCGAGUUCCCCCCCACGUUUGCGUCGCUGGCCGGAUGCACCAACGAGGCGGAAGUCGUCGAUUGGAGGGUGUCCACGGCCAUAAACAUCACUGCGGGGCUCUUUGACGGGGGGACCGACCCCGACGACGUCCGCUUUGGCCGGUUGAACGACGGAUGGUUCCUCAGUGCCGUGAGUAUUCUCGCCGCGUCGGGGGGCGUCGACGACGGCAAGGUGGACCCAGUGAUCGACAACUUGUUUAUCACCAAACAAACGUCACUAACGGGGGCAUAUGCGAUUCGGCUGUUCAAAAACUCGCAGUGGGAAACCGUGAUUGUGGACGAUUACUUUCCCGUGUUGAGUGACAGCCACAAGAUGGACAUUUCGGCGGGCGCGGCGUUUGCCCACAGUCGGCACUUUGAAGAAUUGUGGGUCCCCCUGCUGGAAAAAGCCUACGCAAAGUACUAUGGCGGGUAUGCAGCACUCGAACAAGGAUUUGUUCACCACGCGUUGGAGGCACUGACAGGACAUACAUCAGAAGAGAUCUUUCUGUCCCAGGCAUCGCGCGGCGCCAAGAAGAAGACGUUGUGGAAACAGUUGCUCGGCAACAAGAGCAACCGGUUCCUCAUGGGGGCGGGCACAAUCACAAGCGACAACGCCGACCACGAGAUUCUGGACACUGGUCUUGUGUUUGGCGCGUGUUAUUGCAUCUACGAUAUCCGCGAAAUCGACGGCCAUCAGCUGCUCAAGCUCCGGAAUCCGCCAGGCGACCAUGCUGAGUGGCGGGGGGACUGGGGCGACGACUCUCCUCUGUGGACCCGCCGCCUCAAGAAACACUUGGGCGUGCUCGCCAACUCGAAUGACAAUACGUUUUGGAUGAGCUUUGACGACUUCUGCAACGCGUUUCGGUGUCUGUAUGUGUGCAAGUACUACGACCCAGACAAGUGGACCAAAUUGAUUCGACACGGGGCAUUUUCCAUUAAAUGUGAUACCGCCAGUGGACUUCCCACUCGCCAUAACCCCGACUGCACCCUGGAAAACAACCCCCACUACUCCCUGGGGGUCACCCGCCCCACUGAAGUCAUCAUCACCGUCACGCAAGUGGACAAAGCCGGACUCGCGCCAGUUACGGUGCUUCCCAUCGCCGUGUACAUUGUGCAAGGCGCGAUGGCCGAUCGAGCGUCUCGUGUGAAAGUACUUGACAAAUUGCACGUGAUCAAGCACAGUGGCGCCCCGGUACGGGAACGACAAGUGUCUCUGCAGUGUGUGUUGCAAGCCAGAACGUACACGAUCUUGAUCGCUGCAUACAAGAAGGACAUGGAAGGACCGUUUCAAUUGACGAUUCAGAGCAACUACGGCGUCGAGGUCGACCAGAUAUGGCCUGCCGUGUGGCGCGAGCCCAAGGCAAUGAACCACAUGGAGAAGAUGGCCAUGAAGUUGAAGGAGACAGUCGAAGACACGGCGGCCGGCAAGAAGUUGGUGGCGAAUGCAACGAAGUACAAGAACCGCAUCGCCGCUGGGUUGGAGGACGCGUUGCAAGACGAGGGCGAUGACGUGGCCAAGCUCGAAGCCGACAAGGUAGUGGAAGAACAAAAGACCAAGAAGAGUCCAUGGAUCGAACAAUGGGACGAUGCACAAAACAAACCCUAUUACUUCAACAAGGAAACUGGGCUCUCCCAGUGGGAUAUUCCCCCAGAUAUGUAAACUAGUGGACCAACUCGACGCUCUUGCCGCUCGCCUUGGACCACUUGAGCAGCGCUUCCAGCAUCACGGUGACGUCCGCCGUACCGGUGACGAGCACUUGUUGGCCCGGGAUGUCGCACGCGACUUUCGUCACGCCUGCCGUCGUAGGAGCCGCGUGAGCUUAACUUAAGAUAAAUGAAUCAUUCGAAGUA
Aphanomyces astaci is the source of this 8067-nucleotide messenger RNA. RefSeq lists its product as hypothetical. The transcript has a single exon. The coding region runs from base 20 to 7876 and encodes 2618 amino acids. Gene Ontology annotation, cellular component: cytoplasm. Gene Ontology annotation, biological process: proteolysis. Gene Ontology annotation, molecular function: calcium-dependent cysteine-type endopeptidase activity; protein binding. The record is from RefSeq and is a predicted model, not a curated record. Lineage: Eukaryota; Oomycota; Saprolegniomycetes; Saprolegniales; Verrucalvaceae.